Molecule: messenger RNA, 2173 nt
Organism: Klebsormidium nitens
Lineage: Eukaryota; Viridiplantae; Streptophyta; Klebsormidiophyceae; Klebsormidiales; Klebsormidiaceae
Source: the annotation of a GenBank genome assembly
CUUAUACAAGCCAUUGUCUGUUGCAGUUCUCUGACUUCGCAUAUUCGCAGGAGCAGAAGCACCAUGGCUGACACCAUUUUCACCGCCACUGUUGCCUAGAAGACGAUGGUGGCAUCUCUCACGGCUCAGCGCACUCAUCAGCCUGGUGCCUUCACUCUUCUCAAGCAGGAACAGACUCUUCUAAGCCUGCAGCAACAGUGGUUGGGCGCGGCAACCAUAAGCCGCCACUCUUCCCAAUCUCCUAUGCACCUGGCGCUCCAUAGGGCAGCACACCAGGUCAGCCGAGCGUGCAGGUCUGCUCUUUUGGAGCCCUUAAGUCGCGCUUCCGUCGGGUCUUUGAGCCCUCAAAGCUUUGCGGAUAUCUGCCACCAUUUGGCAUUCUCCAGGUCAGUGGUCAAAGCACCUUCUCAAGGAGUUAGCAGAAGCUUUUGUCUCGCUGAGAACGUAGAAAGCAUGGAGAAUCAAGAGAUAUCAGACAGCGCUGAGCCAGCGACCGUUCAAGCGGAAGCUUCCACAGAGAAUGGGAGUGAAAACGGUUCGGUUGAGAAAGCAUCCAGGCUAGUUCUCGGCAUUGAGACGAGCUGCGAUGAAACGGGUGCUGCGGUGGUAAGCACUGAUGGGCGGGUAUUGGGCGAGGCACUCGCAUCGUCGGCUGCGAUACACGCGCAGUGGGGCGGUGUCGUGCCGGCCUUGGCGAAGGGAGAACACGAGAAGGCGAUUGAUGGGGUGGUCGACUUGGCCCUUUCAAAUGCGGGUGUCUCCGCUAGUGAUCUCUCGGCAAUUGCGGUGACCAUCGGGCCAGGGUUAAGCCUCUGUCUCAGAUUAGGCGCCAUGAAAGCGAGGGAACUUGCAAGACAACACCGGACGCCCCUCAUCAGCGUACACCAUAUGGAGGCGCACGCGCUGGUCGCACGGCUUACGAACGACGGCGUCAACUUUCCGUUCCUGACGCUCCUCGUGUCGGGGGGGCACAACCUUCUUUUGCUGGCCCACAGCGUCGGGCAUUACACUCAGCUGGGGACCACUUUAGACGACGCGCUUGGGGAGGCGUAUGAUAAGACGGCGCGCCUUUUGGGCCUGGAUCUGAGCAAAGGGGGGGGUCCCGCCCUAGAAGCGCUUGCCAGGGAAGGGGACCCCCAGCGCUUCAAGUUCUCUGUUCCCAUGCGGGCCAGCAAAACGGGGUCGAAGACUUGCGACUUUUCGUAUGCGGGCCUCAAGACCAACGUCCGAUUGGCGAUCGAGUCGGAGAUUCCCGGGGCCGAGCAGCGGCCGCUUGCUGACGUGGACGCGACGGAACGGCAGCUGCGAGCGGAUAUUGCGGCGUCCUUUCAGCGCGUUGCGGUAGCGCAUCUAGAGGAGCGGACACGGCGCGCAAUUGGAUGGGCGCUCGAACAGGAACCAAACAUCAAGUGCUUGGUCAUGGCUGGGGGCGUGGCUGCCAACAAGUACGUCCGCGAAAGCCUGACGCGCGCUGUGCAAGAAGGUCCCCUGGAGUUGACUCGAAGAGAGGUUAAACUUGGGAUGAAACGAAAGGAGUACACGCCGAUCCGGCUAGUCUGCCCGCCCCCGCGGUUAUGUACCGACAAUGGGGUGAUGGUGGCAUGGGCAGGAGUCGAACGGCUGCGACUGGGGCUGGAAGAGCCGCCGCCGCCGCUAGAGGAAACGGACCAUUCAAACGUCCAACUGCGGCCGCGAUGGCCGAUGGGGGAGAUCCACUCGAAGAGCACGACCGGCGUUGGGUCCAUUCGUGCGACUCGCGCUUUUCCCUCGCUCACAGCCUUCACAAAAAGCAUGUCGACGUCGGCGCAGCCUGCAGCGAGCGUGCUUUAGGGCUUUCCAGUGCGCUCGAGUAGGAUCGAAGGGGGACUAGGACACGCUAUACAAGGAUGUAGAAGCUCGGGAGCAACAAUGGAAAUUGCACAUUGAAUCCGUAGACUGCGCAUGACAAGAAGCCUGCCUUGAAAACUAGCGCACUCCUACGAACCUGUACUCGCAGUCUAGCGCUCGGCCGUACACGAGACUCAGAGUCCGGCUCACAUCAGAUUCUUGAUCAGCACAGAUUUUUGGACACCAUUUGGAACCGGACAGUGCGUCAAAGUACAGUGACGUUGAAAAUACAUGUAAGAUCGCACGGAAUCCUGGAUGGUAACGGUCAUACACAUAUCGCCGUCCG